Rotaria sp. Silwood2 is the source of this 255-nucleotide messenger RNA. Lineage: Eukaryota; Metazoa; Rotifera; Eurotatoria; Philodinida; Philodinidae. The record is from the annotation of a GenBank genome assembly.
AUGGAUUGCAGUGCAUCAUUAGCAGUUUCGAAUUUUGAGAAGCAUAUUAAUCCAUCAUCGCCUCCUAUAUUAAGCCAGCAGUUGGAAGACUGUUCAAAUCCGAAACAUCGUACUGAUCCAAAUGGUAUUGUUCAAAAUUUCCUUUUAAUUUGGCUUGAUGAAAAAAUCGAUCCAUCUAGUGCUGACUAUUGUAAUUCGAUCAAACAAUUACGGCAAGUAGUCAAUACUAUUGAAACAUUUCGCAAGGCAGAUUAA